This is a messenger RNA of Prunus avium (sweet cherry), 1027 nucleotides long. RefSeq names its product Ribosomal L28 family. Lineage: Eukaryota; Viridiplantae; Streptophyta; Magnoliopsida; Rosales; Rosaceae. The record is from RefSeq and is a predicted model, not a curated record. Gene Ontology annotation, molecular function: structural constituent of ribosome. Gene Ontology annotation, cellular component: mitochondrial large ribosomal subunit.
AUAAAAAAGAGAAAAAAAGCCACUGUGCUACUGCUUCCCAAAACGCAAGGCAAGCCACUGAGAAACACAGGAAAUGAAUUGAACCCUCCACUGGCCACUGCAAAACCCUAAUUAACGAAGACGCAGUGAGUGAGAAUGGCGCUCAAAGGGAAAGAGACGAUCAAGAGCAUGAUGAGAAAAUUCGGAGACAAAGCCCUAACUCCGCGACUGAAGGAGGAGGUGAAGAAGAAAGGCAUAAUGGGAGACAAAACCCUACCUCCGCGAUUGAGAGAGGAGCUCAAGAAGCAAGGCGUACCCAACUCCAAAAUAAUUAUGGGUCGGGCCAAACGUGGCAUCUACGCUGGCUGCCACAUCCAGUUCGGCAAUCAAAUCAGUGAAGACGGUGGCAACAAGUCAAGGAGGACAUGGAAGCCAAAUGUGCAGGAGAAGCGUCUCUUCAGUUACAUCCUUGACCGUCACAUUCGAGUCAAAGUCACCACCCAUGCUCUCCGUUGCAUAGACAAAGCAGGUGGGAUUGAUGAGUACUUUCUGAAAACUCCUUACCAGAGGAUGGAUACAGAAAUGGGUCUCGUCUGGAAAGCCAAAAUUGAAAAGCUUUAUGAAGAGGUUGGGCAGACGCCGGUUGCGUUAAUUAAACCUGAAGCCGAAGUCAAUUUGGAACAGAAAUUCAAACAACUAAAACUAGAUGAGAGGGACGUCAGGAGAGAGAUGUACGGUUGGUCGAACAAACUAAAACAGAUUGAGGAAGGAGCGGACAACCAAGUAGCUGAUGAGGAAGGUGCAAGGAUUGGAGAACAAAGCUCUCAUGUCGAUGUUCCAGAGCAGUUGGUUGCAAACUCCUGAGUUUGGAGCUCGUAAACCAGCUUGGGAAUGUUCUCGUUUUUGUCAGCUACUCCCAGUUUUUAGAGUUUUGUUUCUCUUCAGGGUUUUUAGAGAGAAAUUGUAGUAGUAGCCGAUCCUGAUAAGCUGAAAUUUGUUCAUCUUUUCUCAUUAUGGAAAUUCACAAGACAGUCCUGUUGGUUUCAUA